Tribolium madens (black flour beetle) is the source of this 3197-nucleotide messenger RNA. RefSeq lists its product as uncharacterized. Bases 100 to 3171 code for a protein of 1023 amino acids. The transcript is spliced from 7 exons. NCBI's taxonomy places the organism in Eukaryota, Metazoa, Arthropoda, Insecta, Coleoptera, Tenebrionidae. Gene Ontology annotation, cellular component: centriolar satellite; centriole. Gene Ontology annotation, biological process: centriole elongation; cilium assembly. The record is from RefSeq and is a predicted model, not a curated record.
CCCCAGUUGGGGAUAUUCGUUACGGUUGGCCCUUCUGUAAAAUGACAGUUGUCCAAAAUACAAACAUAUCAACCGUUUUAAUUAUCAUAAUUUAGUAAAAUGUCGUGUUUUAAUUGCUAUUCGGAGCGAAAACUUGAUUCAGAUUUAAUUGAUAAGAUCCUAGAGCGUGGUCAGAGACUUAGAAGUGCCAUGGUACAGUCCAUUUUGAGACACGACCCUUUGAACCUGGAUGUUAUAAAUGAUCAAGUGAAAAAGCCUACAAAACUGGAUGAUUUGCCCCAUGAUUCAAAUAGCAAAAUUCGAGCUUUUUUGCAAGGGGACCCACUGUCUCGAGAGGAGGAAAUCUGGGCUCUUGAAACGUUGAGGUCAAUGUCAGCGACUGAUCUUUGUAAAGUUACUGAUAGGACGUACCGAAGCGAAGAACCUUGCGACUGUCUUACUUGCCACGAGUAUAGAGAAAAAGACUUGAAUUGUGAUUUAAAACGUGUGGAAAACUCGAAUGAAAUCACCGAAAAAAUUCAGCAACGAUACAAAAAUGAGUUUGCAAAUUACAUAAAGUUUGUUGAUUCUGUGAAAGUUUCUGUAAAUAGUGUGUUAUUAAAUGAAGCCGGGGACAAAAAAGUACUAAAUAGUUUAAUUAAGGACAAAGCAUCAAGUGUAGGUCAGAAUUUCUUCUUGGAAUAUCAGAUUCCCGAAAUUCUGGUGAGAAAUUCCCCCAAAAAUAAAUCUAAAGUUGAUUCGGGGCUUGACUCUGGGAAUUUAGUAAGACUCUGCACUCGAAGAUCUCACCAAGUGGUCAAUUUUAAACAAACUUCAAUUCACGAUAUUGAGAAUUUAAGCAGAGUUAAGUUGGAAGAUGCGAUAAUUACAUUUCGUUUAAGUUUUCGUAAUUUUAAGCAAAAACAACCGAUUACGUUGGGAGUUGCACAUUUUAAUUUUAGUUCGUUUCAAGUCUCUAAAAAUUUUACUUGCAACCAAGAGCUGACUCUUAGAUUGCAAGGAAACGCCCCUAUUGUUGUUGGGGGGCUCAAAAUAUCGGUUCAGUUAGGCUGUGGCCGGCUUUAUUUCGGCAAAGAAUUCAUAGACGCUAUCACUAAUAAUAAAGAGAAUUCAAUCGCUUUAGGAAGCGACGAUUUAAGCAGUCCGGAAGCUACAAUGUUUGAUUUUUAUUCUCCGAGUGUCACCCAAAAAUCCACUCAAAAAACAUUUGAGGCGUUUGUACCGAAAUUGUUACCUCGAAGUAACCGAAAACCUGAACCGAUUGCUCGAAAACCGGAUUCGGCGAAGCCGGUUACUCGGGAACCUAAAUCAGCAAAACCGGUUGUAGAAAUUACUCCAAAACCGGUUAUACAAAUUACUCCAAAACCGGUUUUGUUCGGUUUCAUUUACAUUUCUGAGGCCCUUUUCAGUAGAGAAGUGAUGAAUUCGUAUUUGACGUGUCAAAUGUUUGCUUUAGACGAAGUUUCUAGUAGCAAAUUGGUGGCUUUUGAUUCGAAUCCAGUUUAUAAUUUUUCCCAGCAAAUUCCGCUGAUUUGUGAGGAGGAUUUUUUAUUCAAACUGCGUGAGAAUUUUAUGGUGGUAGAAUUUUUCGAAAAAGGCCAAUCGAAGGAUUUUUUAAUCGGACUUGCGAAACUUCCUUUGCACCAAUUUUAUCUGGCUUAUAGAAAUUCUGUGAUUGUGAAGUAUUUAUCUGAGAGAAAACUUCCUGUAAUCGGAACUGACGGUUGGGAGUCAGUUUUUAAUCCCAGUAAUGGUGAAGUGGUAGGUCAAGCUCAAAUCCUCCUCGCUCUAGGGACGAAAGAACAAAUAGAAAACCUCGAGAGUGAGAGAGGAUUUAAGAAAAACACAGUCAAGGCAAAAACUCCAGUCAGGAAAAAAAUUAAUGUUGCAACACAAUCAGAAAUGGAGCCUCAAAAAGACAUCGAAUCUGUGCACAAUCAAAAAACGAAUUCUGUAGUUGAAACAAGCACAAACACCGAACUCGAAGUCCGAAGUACUUCCGAUCUCCUCGACACAUUACACAAGGCCUUAUCCUUGGAAAACUCUAAAGAAAAAGACCUCGACUCGUUACAAAAGGCCUUCAUCGACAACGUCAAAGACCAUUUCAGAGCUCACAUUGCAAUAAACAGCGCUUUACACUUGCCCAGUCGUCGAAAAUGCAAAUCGAAGAAAUCCAAAGCCCGCAAUGGCAAACACGAAGACAUCCUCCCGAGUACUUACGUCACGUUUGAAAGUUUUAAGGGCGAAUUAAAAAUAACCCCAAUUGUACCCAAAAAUACAUCCCCAAAAUGGGACUUUAGGUGUGACGUUUCGUUACCUGUGGAGUAUUUAACAGACAAUCAGAAAUUUCUGGUGUUUAAAGUUUGGCGCAAAUCAACAAAUACGACGAUGACACCCAACAUGCAAGUUGAUCACGUGAUCGGUUUUGCAACCGUUGAUUUGACCGUGCUGUCGGCAGGUCUGCCAAGUGUGCAAGGGUGGUUCAAUAUCAACGACUUGUCAAAAAAAUGCAACGGACAAAUUAAUAUACACGUGACCCCUUUGGAAAAUGUGAUGAAGUAUCGGGCACGAGAGUGCUGCGAGGGUGAGCCGUCGAGUCCCUCUCAGCCCCCUGAGGCUCCUUUCGAGCCCGGCGAACUUUUAGGGCGCGCCCUCAAGCGAAAAUUCACCGAAUUGGAUGAAAUUACUCAGAGAUUAAGACUGCGCCUCUCGAAGGUGACAAAUGACGAAUCAGACACCUCGAAUGAUGAAAUUGCCGACGAGUUUGAACGCGAUAUUAACACACUUUGUGUGGAGGACGAUUUCGACAUGGUUGAUUUCGAGAAAGAGGCCGAGAAGUUUAAUUUCCAUCACACUAAAGACACCGAAGUGGGGUUGUUACAGACUGAUCAGAAUUUGGAAGGGAAGCAGAAAAUCGACCAUCUGUUGGAAAAACUGAGCUUGAUUUCGGGUGAAAUGUCAAGUAGAUAUGUAUCGGGGUGUUCUGACGGCCGAUAUGACACUGAAACGCUUCUGAAUGAUUUGGAUAGUGGCUCGAGGCCGAAUCUGCAUUCGGGAGUUUCGUUCAGUCGGGAAAUGUCUGAAAGGUUCGGAGAUUUUGAUUCAGGAAGGUCGGGACCGGACGGAGAGGGACACAGCAAUAUUGUAAAAAGUGAUCAACAUUUAAUAUAAAGGUCUAAAUAAUUUUCUAAGCGUAA